CAGGCACAUUAGUAGGAUUUUAGCAAGCGUAUUGCGAGGAACGUAAACAGCAAACAAUUAAAGAAGAAUAGACGGAAAAUGUGGUUACAUGAGACGAGCCAACAUCUGGGCCUGCUGCUUCUCUGCCUGGUUUUGGGCCUGCCCCCUACCCAAACGAAUGUGCCCAACUACUCGGAGUAUGAUGGCCCGAAUCGCUACGACCCUAGGCGUCCCCAGUCUCAGGACCCAAGUCAAUUCGGACGUCGCUAUUCGCCCAAUAGACAACAGUCGCCCUCUCAGCCGCUUUUCAACCGUCCUGGGGGAGCCAACUAUGAGGUUUUGAGGCCCUUGGAACAGCAGCCAAAGCGGCGUGAGUACCUGGUCCGCUCCCACGAGACGCUAUUCGACAGGGAGCAGCACAAGUGCCGCAUUUGGGUGCCUCCCGAAACGGCCACAAAGUACCCGCACGCCAACACCAUUCAGGCAGACCUGGCCAACAAGCUAUCGCUGAUCGAAGUCUGCUGUACUGGCUACUCCGCCAGCCGCCUGCUGGGAGUGACCCAGUGCCGUCCCCUGUGCGGGUGUCAGAACGGAAGCUGCCGUGCUCCGGGAGAAUGCGACUGCUACGAGGGAUUUGUGAAGAACGACAACGGGGACUGCGUUUUCGCCUGUCCGCUGGGAUGCCAGAACGGCCGCUGCUUCCUCGACGGCAGCUGCCUCUGCGAUCCUGGCUACAAGCUGGACGAAACGAGGCGCUUCUGCCGGCCCAUCUGCAGCAGUGGUUGUGGCAACAGCCAGCGCCAUAACUGCACGGAGCCCGAGGUUUGUGGCUGCUCCAAGGGGUACCAGUUGACUGACGAUGGCUGUCAACCGGUCUGCGAGCCGGACUGCGGCAUUGGGGGCCUCUGCAGGGACAACAACGAGUGCGAGUGCGGACCGGGAUACAUGCUGAAGGAUGGGGUCUGUCAAACCGACUGUUAUCAAAAGUGCAGCAAUGGAGUGUGUGUCAGUCGGAACCGAUGCAUCUGUGAUCCGGGCUUUAGCUACCAUGAACCAUCCACAAUGUGUAUUCCUGUUUAGGAGGGAAGAGAACUAUUUUAUUACCAAAUUCUUUAUUUAUACACUCCCCAAAAUGGAAUAGGACUAGGCAGUUAUAUAAUAAAUUCAAAUAUAC
Messenger RNA from Drosophila miranda, 1153 nucleotides. Its product is annotated as cell death abnormality protein 1. Lineage: Eukaryota; Metazoa; Arthropoda; Insecta; Diptera; Drosophilidae. The transcript is spliced from 3 exons. The record is from RefSeq and is a predicted model, not a curated record. Bases 79 to 1059 code for a protein of 326 amino acids.